Molecule: messenger RNA, 6459 nt
Organism: Anopheles stephensi (Asian malaria mosquito)
Lineage: Eukaryota; Metazoa; Arthropoda; Insecta; Diptera; Culicidae
Gene: nkd
Product: protein naked cuticle homolog
Exons: 7
Coding region: 787-3813 (1008 amino acids)
Biological process (GO): negative regulation of Wnt signaling pathway
Cellular component (GO): cytoplasm
Molecular function (GO): calcium ion binding
Source: RefSeq, a predicted model, not a curated record
GGGCUCUCUCUAUUAUUUGUAUCGUUACUUUCAAAGCGUGCGGACGUGCGGCGUGUCGUUGCUAGUGCCAGUGAAAAAGCAUCACCACGCAGUUGUUACUAUUUACAGUGGUUUUCCCUUACGCCACUAUUUAUCGAGUGAGACUUGCAAAGAAAAACAACCAAUACAAGUGUUCAAAAUGUAAGUUGCGUGCGUGAAGUGUUCAUGGAAAAGGUGGCACUUGUGUUUCUACGCGACUAUUGAAACAAACGCAAACGGCAACGUGUACCCUCUACUACCACCUGUCAAACAAAUAAGUGAUAGAUCAAAUAGUGAUCGCGGUGAUCUGGUGAUCCAACAUAGUUGCGAGUGUUGGUUCGAAGGUAAAAUGAUGCAGUUGGUUCACUGCAAAGUCACGGUAGCAAUCCAAGUGUGCGCGUGGUAGUGGUACACGAAUGGUGCGAAAGUGCAAUCCAAGUAAACGCCCAAAUGUUCACUAGCGGGGCUAGCGCGAGAGGAUGUGUAGUGUGAAGUAAUCGUGUGGAAUUAAGUGAAAAAUGGGAAAAUAGUUGUACGGGGUGCCGCCUGUACGGGAAGCUAGGUGUGUCUGUGUGCAUCGUCCGAUCGGCAGAUCGAAGAGAAUGUUAUGGGGCGUGGAAAACCGUUCAAAAUAACCCCACAUUUAGUGUAGUGUAAGCGUAGCAGUGAAUUUGAAGCAAUUGUCUUCAACUUGUAGUGUUUGAAAAUCUAAACAGAAAAAAAAGCAAAACGCUUCGUUCCUGAACGUGGCAUCUCACGGCUGGCGUAAUGGCAGGAAAUAUUGUUAAAUGGUGGAAGCACAAGAUACUCGGCGGCUACAAACAGUUCACAGUACUUCAAGAAUGCGCUACCGACUCAGAGGAACUGAUUUAUCCUGGGCGUGCCCCGUCAGCCUGCAGUGCACCACCAGAUCUGCUCUUAACUAGUGAUCGUGAGCAAAUGUUGAAAGUAAAGUCCUCCUCCAGUACUGGUGCUGCCACUGGUCAGACUAAAUCGUCCGUCCAUCACCAUCAUCAUCACGGCCACCAUCAACAAUCACCCGGCGCAAAUGGACACAAUCAUUCAAGCGCAUCCCAGCAACAGCAGCAUCAUCACAAAUCACAAAAAGAUGCCUUCCGCAAGAGCGGUUCAGGGAAAAUGGGUAGUGGUGGAGGAGCGGCAGGAGCCUCGGGCGGAGGUGCUACCAACACCAUCAACACCACUGCCGCUACUAUUAGGAGUGAUCCAGAUCGAGUUCGAUUAGAGGAGUUUACUUGCGAUGUCUCGCUGGAGGAUGGAAAGAAACCGCAGCCACUACAGUUUUCCUUCACUCUCUACGAUUUGGAUGGUCAUGGCAAAAUAACCAAAGAUGACAUUGCUGGAAUAGUGUCGACAAUUUAUGAAUCAAUAGGCAAAUCGGUAGUAGUUCCUCACUAUGGUAGCAAAACCAUUAACGUUCGCCUGACCGUGUCGCCGGACGGCAAAACGGCGCCCGCAAAGCCAACAUCGGCUGCAGUGAAAAAAGCUAUAAUCACGCCCCGCCGGCGGUAUCGCUCGCGGAAACUUAUCUCCGAUGAUGAUGGCAGCGACACGUCGGAAAAUUGUCCCCGUCUGCUACGCAAUCGAACAGCUGCUGCGGCCGCUACCGCGAGCCAUGGCGAGACGACGACAAACAUCAAUCAAACGGCACUGCCAAACCAGCAGCAACAACAUCAUCAUCAUCACCACCAUCAUCCAAACGGAAGCUCUGGAAAGCUGAAAGAGUCGAAUCUGUCAAAAGCAACCGCACUAGCUGACGAUUGCCAAGUAGUGAACCGCACGAUUGGGUUGAGCAACAGCUCCGAGAGUUCAGCAGCAGCCGGCCAACUUCUGGUCGAAGCGUACCAUAACAAUCUUAGCACGGUGACAUCCGGAGCAGGUGUCGAAGCGGGAAAGACCGUUCUGAACAAUGCUUCCAAUGCAACCAAGAGCAAGACGCAUGAGAAUAUUUACGAAAGCAUUAACAACCUAAAGUGCUGCAAUCUGCGGCAGCAGCAGCAACAACAACAACAGCAACAACAACAACACCAUUAUCAGACGGCAUCCCACAAUACAAGCAUUAUGCAGACGACAGUUUCGUCCCUUCCGGUAGGAUCGGCAUUGAAUCAAUCGACUGCUUCGACGGCAGCGCUUAUUUGUCGAGAUUGUAUUGAUGGUCCAGCAACGACGCUGCUUCCAACAUUGUCCACGUUGGAUACGGUCGUUAUUCCUACACCUCCGUCUGCAGUCGUUGCAGGGCGUGCCAAACGGAAGCUCGUUCGAAAAACGCGCUCCUCACGGAAAACGGCAGUCGCCGCCAAGAUGCUGGCGGAGGACUUUCAACGACGCCCGAGGGCUCGUAGUCUGUCGGUGGGAAACGAAAAUUGCUAUGAAAAUGUAAUCGGUCGAAUGGCAGCCGCCCAGGAGGAGUGCUGGAAGAGCUCGCUGUGCCGGAGGGAGCUGAUCGAGAUCAUACGCGAAAGUAUGGUGAAAAAUAGUCUCUGUUUUCAACCAAAUCGGAAAGCGAUAGAAAGUUCACCGAAACAUCGCCACCGUUCGCACACGAUUGCUUCCCGCGUUGGGGAUCAGGUGUUCUUCAACUAUCACCAUCCGACAGCUGCAGCGCUGGUGGCAGCGAAUAACGGUGCGACUGUUGCAGCCGAACUCGGUGGAGCACAGGCCGCGACCACAAGCACUACGACGACGGCACUGUUUGCCAUUGCUGGGCACGAGGCAAACCUGUGCGGGUACGAUUCGUACCUGCACAAAACGAUCUGUGCCGCGGCCAAUGGUGGCGGAGCUAGCGCAACAAACAUGCAGUUGGCCGCAGCUCAUACGUCAGCGGCUAUCAAUGGCGGUGUUCAAGCACUUGCGAGCAGCACACCCAACCGGUUACUACAACAGCAUUUCCAUCAUUCGAAAUUGAAGAGGAAGGAACAUCAUCGAUUGGCAGCAGCGGUCGGUGCGGUACGAUCUACGCAUCCGACGCCCGUAAAGCUAAGCACGGCCCUACUCAACCAGCAGUACCCGAAUCUCUCGGCCGAGCAGAAGCUAACACGCUCGAUCAAUCAGGUAGAGCAGUGGCUUGAUCAUCGUAGUCCCAAGAUCCUUCCCAAGGUCAAACUAACCGACGACGCACAACCCCAACGUACAGUCGUCGGUCGACCGUUGAAACGCUCCAAAAGCAAAGAAGAGCUGACGCCGAGCAGCCUUUUGCUGCUGGAAAAUCUAAAAAUCAGUGAAGACAUUGCGGAAAUAGCGGUGGUAACACCGAAGAAGGUGUUCAACAAAGAAUCGCUGAUUGCUUCCGCGACGAAGAAGAACAUUAAAACGCACCAUCAGCACAGCUCAUCGCGACAGCCGACUUUGCCGACCGUUGAAACGGGCGUCGAGAAAUCGGUCCCGGUAGCCAAACAAUCGGUACCGAAUGGAGACGCCCAGCUGGUCCAGCUACAGUACGGUUCGGUACCGGUGAAUGCUGAACCGAGUGAGUGUGAAAAUCUAAUCCGCAUGUCAGACGAUGGCGAAGACGAGUUGCAGCCGCAGCCGCCAACGGUUGCGACAACGAAACAGCACUUUCGUCCUCACCAGCAGUCACGGUCGCAGCCACAAUCGCCACAGCAUCAUCCGCAUCACCAUCAGCAGCAGCAUCCGCAGGAACCGCGCUACUGUGGCAGUGGUGGAGCGCAUUCAGUUUCGUCUGCCUCGGCCGCCUCGACAACGGCCGUCCACCGAUACGUACACGAGCACAUUCACCAUCACUAUCAUCAUUUCGAAAAUGAUCCGGACGAAUCUUGAUGCUGGUGGUACGGACGCUUACGGCUGGAACCGUCGUCUUUAACGCCAGUGUCCGGCGAGAUGGGCAAAGUUGGUGGGCAUUGGUUAUCACUCGAAGAACCGCCCCCACCGCCGUGAUCGAUGCUUAACGCCACCAUCAUAACUGCUUCAUCGGCCGACCGGUGUUACGGCCGCGCUUCGAUGGGUUGGUUCUGUUGCUUUUAGCUUUGCACUCGUCAGCUCAAGCUACUUCUCAAACGUCCACUAUCCCGUCUCAUUUUCACCUUUCUCACCUCUUUCUCUAUUGUGUUGUGUACUUACGAAUCUCAAAAAGUUUAUUUAUUUAUUUAUUUUGUUUUUUGCCGCCAUGGCGGAACAAAGACUUAAAACUGAACGAUGUAAGGGUGGUGUGGCAAAUUUUGAAUCACUGGUAUGUGAGGUUCGGCGAUGUUACUCCUGAAGAAGAUAGUUUCCAUAGCAACAGCAUUCUCUGUAGCUUGCGGGUUGGCUGGUGUCUCAUUAUCCAUUUUGCUAACGAGUUUCGUUUCGCAAAAUCGGAUGUUCGAAAAGAAUUCUGACCCUAUGUGGAAUGUUAUGCGCGAACCUGUCGAAACUGUCGAAAACCUUCAAAAACUCUUUUCCAUUAUGUACAUAAUAUCUGCAAAAAGGUCACCAAACAUUUCUAGCUUACGGAUGUGUAUAAAUUGUGUAUUAUUUGGUUAGUAGUGCGCGGUCAUAAAACUCCUUCGCGGUUGAUACAAUCUCCUAGUAGAGAAUGCGGAGCUUGAAACUAAAUCACUCAAGACCUGCUACCGUUAAAUUGUACUUUGAUCACCCAAGGAAAAAUGUACAGGAUCGCUAUUUAAUGUGCGAUAGGGCUUAUAAAAGGGUUCCCUGGCAAGGAUCGCCAACCGCACCGGAGCCGCGAGCUCCACAGCUCAAUGGGUGGGAAAAGCAUAAGUAUUAGGCUGCUAAAUGUUUGCUAGCGUAAGGUACUAUUUAUUUUGUUAGUUGGACCAAAUCAUCGAUCGCCCACUCGUAGAUAGAGACAGCUGUAGAAGGAGUAAAGAAAAGGAGCAAACAACAUCUUUUACAUUCAAACAUUCAAACAUUCAUUACAUGCUUGAAGAUGCUUUCACGACAGCCUGCAUGUGUAACAUAACUUCCCAUCUUACUCAGCUUCUUCGCACUUCCUUCCUAAUUAAAGCACAAACGUAUUAUCCUGUUAACAUUUCAUACUACUAAUCCUUUGUUUCUCAUGGGUUUUUCGUUUCGGUGUCUGUCCCCCAUCACUAUCUUCACCACUUCCAAUCAGCAAAACUGUAAAUAAAUAGUUCACAACGUGUGGAUCCCAAUCCAAUCGCCGGCAGAAGACGAUUGAACGUUAACACGCAACGGCAAAAAAGAACACGAAACUUACAAGACUGAUUUCAUGUUAUUAAAUCGUAAUAAUGAAUGUUUUUUUUUGUGUCUGUGUGUAUCUCUCGAUAUGUUUGUUCGACACUUUAUCUCCGUUUAGUUUUUAAAUGUUAAACAAAGUGAAUGUUGAACGUGGAUAGGAAGAAGCUAUAAAAGUGUAUACUGAGGGAGAGAAUGACGCUGCUGCUGUUGUCCGCUUUUACCAGACCACCAUGGCCAUUUUGCAACUUUUAUACGACGGUUGGUUUCCAACGAAAGCAAAAUUUAUUAGGUUUUCCUUUUUUCCUUUUCCCCUUUUCCCUUUACUGUACUGUGGCAUUAAGAUUAGACGAAUGGAAAAAAACAAAAAAAUUGAUUGUAGCGUUAAACACAAAAUUAUUCGCAGGUUUCGGUUACAUAGCAGGUAUAUUAUUAGUUGGUAAAGAAUUGUGGUAUUACAAUGCAAAAUUAUCAGUAAAAUUACGCGCGAACUUUUUACGACAAGAAAAAAAAACGACCAGUACAAUGUAAGCCUUUCUAACGUUAUUGCCUUACAAGUUUCGGAAUUGAUGCACUAUUUUAGGUUGACCUGUAGCGCUCCGUUUUAUUAUUUUCAUAAUUUAUACAAACAAAUGCCGAAAGCAGACAUCGAAAACCAUGCCAAUCGAACUUUUCAUUUGAAAACAAAGCUAUGCUAUAUCAAUACACAUUAUCGCAGCUUAUGUCGAGCUUCAUGUUAAAAAGAGGAGAAAAAAAACACAACUAGUGCUUUCGAUUGGUAAUACAAGCUCCUGAGUAGAUGUUUAAUCAAAGUAUUACGCUCUACAAGGCGUACGGACGCACGCGAGAGACAAGUACAAGUACGAAUUUACAAAGGAAAACAGCUAAAGCCCAUACCUUCAACUCUUAACUUAAUCGUUCCUGGUUCUACAAAACGGCUGCAGGCUUAAUGUAUUUCAACGCUCAACAUGCAAGUCAGCAAUCGAAUGAGAAUGAAAAUGUAUAUGCGUUUGUAUGAUUAUUAGGUGUAAGCUUUAUUUAUUACGACUAUUCUCACCAAGCAGAAUGGCUAUGAAGUUUCAGUUUCCAUUUAUAUGUCGAAAGUUCUCUUCAAGCUUCAAUCUUCUAGACGAGACGACAUAACGGCGCAGUAUCAGCGAGAAGCGCGUGGGAAGAUGGUGGUUUGCGGAAACGGAAUUCCAAUGUAUCAUUCGUACCGCAUAGAACCGGUAGUAUGCAAGAUAAUAUAACGCAAAUACAGUUAAAUAA